Exaiptasia diaphana is the source of this 1551-nucleotide messenger RNA. Its product is annotated as 52 kDa repressor of the inhibitor of the protein kinase. Gene Ontology annotation, molecular function: protein dimerization activity. The transcript has a single exon. The coding region runs from base 1 to 1551 and encodes 516 amino acids. NCBI's taxonomy places the organism in Eukaryota, Metazoa, Cnidaria, Anthozoa, Actiniaria, Aiptasiidae. The record is from RefSeq and is a predicted model, not a curated record.
AUGGGAUCAUUUGGUGAAAUAAAAAAAAAUUCGAAUUUUUUCAUUUGUCAUGGGAUUCUCGAUUUUUACUGGCAAAGUGUUUGCUUGAGGUUUUUGGACUUAAGUGGUGAUCAGUGCCCGAAAAUUAAAGAAGUUUUCUUUGAUUUUGUAAACCUUGAUCAAACAAGCGGAAAAGCAAUAUCUGACGCUAUAUUGCAAAGCUUAUCCGUGCACAACAUUGAUGUUGCACAAGCAAGAGGCCAGGCUUACGAUGGUGCAGCUGCAAUGUCCUCUGAAGCAUGUGGUGUGCAAGGUCGAAUCAAAAGAGUUGCACCGUAUGCACUGUACACCCACUGUAACAGCCAUGUAUUAAAUCUAAGCAUAGCAGCUGCAUGCAAGCUACCAACAAUAAGAAACAUGAUUGGGGUAGUAAAUGAAACGUACUUGUUCUUUCAUAACUCCCCAAAGCGUCAAAGAUUUUUCGAGCAARUUCUUGAAAUUUCUUCUUGUACUUCACGAAAGGCAAAGUUGAAAGGGCUUUGUAAAACCAGAUGGGUUGAGCGACAUGAGUGUUAUGAAACUUUUUACGAGUUUUACGAGUUUAUUUGUAUAAGCCUAGAGGCUAUUAAGGACAAAAACUCACAUCCUGGCAUUUACCAGCCUMUAGAUUUUUCAUGGGAUAGAGAGACCGUAAUUAAGGCACAAGGCCUUUUUGCGUCUUUAGAGAAGUUUGAAUGGCUUUUCACAUUUCUUAUUGUGAAAAACUGCCUGGAAACUGUAAAGCCAAUUGCAGCUAAACUACAGAAGAGUGACCAAGAUGUGUUUACUGCGUACUCGAUGAUAGAUGAUGCAAUUGAAAAGAUGGAACGGAUGAGAUCGAACAUUGACCAAGAGUGCCAUGAGUGGUUUGAGGAUGCCUCCGAACUUGCAUCUAAAGUUGGUGUGGAAGUGAACGUUCCAAGAAUAACAGGAAGGCAAGUACAUCGAAAUAAUGCCCCAAGCACAAACGCAGAAUCCCAUUAUCGAAUAAACGUUGCUUUGCCCUUUCUUGAUCACUUGUUAGAGGAGAUGAAGUUGCGUUUCAACGAAGAAAAUCGGGUGGGUGCAGAAAUUUUUGGCCUGGUUCCAAGUGUUAUCGUGAAAAGAGAUGAUCUUUCUCAAAUGAAGAAGAAACUGGAAUUUUGGCAGCAUGAUCUACCUUCCCCUUCUUCGCUUCUCUUUGAGUUGAAAGAAUGGCAAAACUUCUGGCAAAAGCUAGACCCCGAGGUAAAASGGCCUGGAAAUCUAGUUGAAUGCUUGAAAUUUGCCGAUGAGGAUCAAUAUCCCAAUAUAAAUAUCAUUCUUAAAGUCGGAUGUACACUACCUGUUGGAUCUGCURAAGCAGAGCGCUCAUUUUCUGGUCUGAGGAGGAUUAAAUCUUACUUAAGAAACAGGAUGACUGAUGAGAGGCUUGCAGGACUCGCCCUAAUGCAUUUACAUCAUGAAAUUGAAAUCGACAGUGAUGAGAUUUGUAAAAGAUACAUUGCUGCGAACAAGAGACGACUAUUUUCCAGCUGCAUUUUUUACAAUUAA